UGAGUUUUGGGUUAUUAUGAUCAUAUCAUAUUUUCUUCAAACUGUCAUUAUUUAUCUUUUAGCUAGAUUGACAUCUUAGUUAACUUCAUAAUUAGUACAAUGGAGAACUCCUUAGAUGUUGAAUGUUAUAUUUUUUUUAUGAUAAUUUCUCUGCACUCCUGUUCCAAUUAGGUCAAGAUGGCAGUGCAGUACAUGCGGCGUGUAAUUCAAAAGAAGGCAAAAUUUGAUAUUAUGGCUCUUAACUGCCCAAAGGUUGCACCAAAAACAUUCAUUCCUGCCUUAUUUGGGCAUGCUAGUGGUGAUAAAUUCAUUCAACCUCAUCAUUCUGACCUCAUAUUUAAAUCCUAUGCGGGAGAUAAAAAUAUUAUAAAAUUUGAUGGUGAUCACAACACUUCAAGGCCACAGUUUUAUUAUGAUUCAGUGUCCAUCUUCUUCUACAAUGUUCUUCACCCUCCUCAGAUUCCUUCUGCUUGUUCCAGUAAGCUUGAGAAAUAUUAUGACCUUGAGGAUUUGAAGGUUGGUGCUGGUAUGGAUGAGAGUUUGCUGUAUGAAAUAAUCACCAGUCUUCGUUCUGCUUCUGCUGAUGCUGCAAGUUCAUCUUCUGCACCUUCUAGCAUUUUGACCACAAAACCAGUUGCAGAACUGCUUUCAGAAGUUGCCCCACUUACUGGUGUGGUAGAUUGCAAUCUUAACGAGGAUGUUAGCCUUAACAUGGAUGACCCUUCCAAUUUACAGGAUAAGCCUAAUGGCCCAAAUGAGGAAUGUUGCUCGUACACCAGCUCAAAUAGGGAGAGUUGGGGUAGAUGUUCUUCAUUGGGUGGCAGUGAUGAAGAAUCCUCUGCAGACUGUAGAACUGCUGACAAUAGCCAUCAGGUUGCUCUUGAUGUGCUUGCAACACCUCUACGAAGCAUGCAACCAAAUUCAUCAAAUCCGCCAAAAGAGGAAAAGAAGAAAAAGAAGAAAGUUCCAACAGCCCCAAAGAAGCCUAAACGUGAGAAGUUUGAAAAGCUGGAGGCUCUUAGCAAACGUCUACGUCUUUGCAUCCUAAAGCGAGUAAACCAUCAGAGACGCGCGUCGUCAUGAUUGCUCCUUUGCCAUACAAGGCAUCUGUAAUUGCAGUUGUUUAGGUUUUUUUCCCAAGCUUUACCAUGCUGAUGAACAAGAAGCUUCGGUGUCUCACAAGCAUCUGUUCUAUUUUGAUUUCUAGUUUGUAUUUUAUUCCACGUGGGGUUUCACAUAGUUCAUGCCUCAAAUCAGAAGUCAGAAGGCUCAUAUUUUGUUUUUGAGAAGCGUUGCGUGUUUCAAAAGCUCCAAGUUAAUCUACAUAGAACCAUGGAAGUCUCCUAGCAUCCGUAGGAGGCCUGGCCCCCAAGAACCAAGGCCUGCCCAGAGGUGCAACUGAGGAGCAACCAGGGCAUGUAUCACUGCUGUUUGGAAAAAUUUUUAUUUCAAAUGAACGUUUAACUGUAUUGGCCAUCCAAAAUAGAUCACAUUUUAACCGCCCUGAUUGAGAAGUUUCCAAAAGCAAAUUUAUAAGCAGUGCUUAGGUUAAAUCUAACAAUCUCCAACGUCUGUCACUAACACAGCAUUCUUUUACCUAGCUACACAUUUCCUCCAAUAAAUACACGACAAAGCCAAAUAAAAUAAAGUACAUAUACCAUGUGGCAAUGAAAUUACAGAUCACUU
Rubroshorea leprosula is the source of this 1686-nucleotide messenger RNA. NCBI's taxonomy places the organism in Eukaryota, Viridiplantae, Streptophyta, Magnoliopsida, Malvales, Dipterocarpaceae. The record is from the annotation of a GenBank genome assembly.